AUGGAGAACUCCUCGGUGUAUAUGUGUUUCCCCUGCUACCAGGAGUUUCCUUCACUAGAGGAAGUACUGGCACACCAACUGACCUGUACUGCUGAAAACCCACAAUCUCUUCAAUCUGCUACUCCUGUAGAAGCUGCUGCCAUCUCUGCUGGUAUUUCACAGGUGGUAGCUCAGUCAGUGGAUGUUUCCGAGGUUCAGACGAAGCCUCUAUCCUCUUCAGAUGUGCCCCGCGUUCUAUACCAAUGCGCUGACUGUGAUACGUUAUUUGAUGCGCUCUCGCUUUGGCAGCAGCACCGCAAAAUUGGCUGCAGCAUUGAGACAGAACUUGAGCCUGAACCUGGGCAUGACCCUGAACUGCAGGGUGUGACUGCCGAGUGGGUGCCACAAACCACUGACCAGUUGGCUGUCAAUCACGUGCAGCUGGAGAGACAGGUCAAGCAAGAACUGGACGUUGAGACACUCCAGACCGAGGCGCCAACCGAGGAAGUAACAGAGGUUCCACAGCAAAGCAGCGCAAAGCCCACUGAGUCUACUGAGCCAACUGAACAAACUGAGGCUGUGCAGGAGCCAACCACCCCUGUCAGAAAAAGAGGCCAGAAGAAAGCCAAGCCCCCCUCUAGCCUGCUGUGUGUGGAGUGCGGACACGGUUUUAGCGUGGCCUCUGAGCUUGUAGCUCAUCGACGGACAGCUCACGGCCUGAAAGAGGCUAUCCAUCGAUGCGGCGUAUGUGGUGAGAGCUUUCUAAAUACGACCCUCUUCCUCUAUCAUCGCAAACAGCACCGCACCCAGACACAAGAGGAGGAGCAGAAAGAAUUGGAAGUGCCACAGAUAUCCACCAGCCUCCUGGAGGCUCCAGGAGAGGGUCUGCUUCUGCUCGCUACCGCUGGAGAGGGCGUCAUGCAGAUCGCCAGCCUGGAGCAGACAGUUUCAGAGGCUGUAUCUCUCGCCCAGGUGGAGGUAGAGCUCACUCCUGAUGUUAUGAGAGAAGCCAUGGUCCAGCAAAGCACAGAGAUCCAGGAGACGGUAGAUGAAGGGAUUUUUAGUAUGGAAAUACAGGACGUCAAAGUCGUGGAAGAGGCCAGUACAGAUACAGCACAGGAGGAACCUUCCGACAGCCAGAGUUUCCUUUGCAGUCAGUGUGGCUGCUCUUUUAGCAUUGAGCAGCAGCUAGCGUUGCAUCGCAGUACCGCUCACGGCCUUGCGUCUGCACUGCACACUUGUACAGAGUGCGGGAUGGAGUUUAUGAACACCACCCAGUUCCUGUACCAUCGCAGGGAACAUGGAAAGAGUGUGCCCUCUCCUGCCAGACCUAACCCAGCCCUUGGCCAUCUGUCUAAACCAAGAGACGGUGGCCUUCUAAGACGGCCAGAAAUCUCAACUGAUGGAUCCAACCCUCUGCCUGAUGCCGCUCUCGAGGCCACGGCCAAGCUGAGCCGCGACUGGUCACGUACUUCGCUCCCUCACGAGUGCCCGCACUGUGGCCAGGGCUUUACACGGCGCAACCUCCUGCGUGAGCACGUCUUCCAGCACACGGGCGAGAAACUCUUCAGCUGCAACAUCUGCCACAAGAGCUUCCCGUCUCCUGCUAGCCUGCUGCGCCACAGUCUGUGCCAUGGAGCGCCACGCUCCUUCACCUGCCCUGUCUGCAACAAGGCCUUCUCCCAGCCUGCCUCGCUCAAACGACACAUGCUCAUCCACGACGAGGGCUCGGUCGAGAGGAGAGGUCGGGGCCGUGGAAGGGGCCGAGGACGAAGCCAGUUAGACACCCGGCUGCACUCCUGCCCCGAGUGCCCAGCCAGCUUCAAGCUGGAUUCACAGCUGCAGAUGCACAGGCUCCUGCACACCAGCCACCCAUUCCCAUGUGACGAGUGUGGAAAAGCAUUUAAACGCCGAAAAGAGCUUGACCUGCACUCCCUCAUGCAUCAAGAUAAGGAGCCAGUAACAUGUGAGCAGUGCGGUUCUCAGUUCCUGAACCAGAGUGUGUUAGACGUGCACAUGCAGCGCUGCACAGGGGAACCUCCUCAGCGCCGCCGUUAUAAAGGACACGGACGUGGCCGAGUCGGCGGGCAGCUCGAGUGCGACAUGUGCGGCCACCGCUGCGUGACUCAGGACGGGCUGGACCUGCACCGGCUCUCGCACACGGGCCAGACGCCUCUGCGCUGCCCCCUCACGCCCUGCAGAAAACGCUUCGCCUCCAGUUCGGCCCUGGCGCAGCACGUGGUGGUGCACUGCCGUGCGCCGCUGUCCAAGAGGAACGCCCCACGCCGGUUCACCUGCGAGUACUGCGCCAAAGAGUUCUCCUACGCCUCUACCUUCGCUGUGCACAUGCGCACACACACUGACGAGAGACCGUUUGAGUGUACGGUUUGUGGAAAGCGUUUUCGGCAACUACCCCACCUUCAGGAUCACGAGCGGAUCCACAGCGGCGAGCGUCCCUUCGUGUGCUGGGUGUGUGGCAAGAGCUUCAGUGUGGCCGCUCGACUCGCGGAGCACGCCCGGGUACACAGUGGCGAGCGCCCGUUUGCGUGCCCGCACUGCCCCACCGCCUUCCGCUCGCGCCCAAACCUCCAGAAACACCUGCGUUUCCACUCUGGUGACACCAACAACCCUGCUCCUGAGAUCUUUGCUGUGGACCAGGACUCGGCCGUGCAGACCAUCUUGCUAGUGCAGGAGGCUGGCUCACCUUCACAGUCCUCCGGUACCGCUGUACCCAUCAUCCAGGAGGGGACGCUGGUGGCUGACCAGCACGGUGGCUCUGUUGUGUUUUUGCACCCCAAUAUGGCCAUGCCUACUGUUGGCAUGCCCGCUAUAUCAGUGGUGGCUGGCCAGGAGGUGCCUCAUACUAUUGAAUUUAUAAUUGAGGAGACAGUGUAGUGAGACAAAGAGGGAUUGCAGUAAUUUGGGAAUGGGCACUUAGGUUUAUCAGGCUAAGAAAAGAAAGACAAGUGUGAGUUAAUGCCUUACAGAUACACUAUGUGGACAAAAGUAUUGGGACACCUCUCAAAUGUUUCAGUCAAAAAAAUUGAUAACCGGUGUAAUAAAUCAAUUAUAUAAAGAAAAGUACUUGCCUCCAAGCUAUAACAUGAAGAAAAGCUUGGUUUGAACAGACCCCUGUCUUCAGCCCCACUGAACAGCUUUGGAAUGAACUGAACCAUCAAAUGAACAUCAGUGCCCAACCAUACAAAUGCUCCUUUGACUGAAUGGACACAAAUUCCAACAGCCAUAUUUCAAAUUCCUGUAAACAGCCAUGUCAACAGAGUGGUGGCUGUUAUAGCUGAAAAGAUCACAUAGAGGUCAGUUUAUUUUAAUACAAUUUAUUUUUGAAAUGGGAUGUCCAACAAGGUCAGGUGUACUUUUGACCCUAUAGUGUAUGUGUAACUGGAAAAAGUGAAAAUGUGAUGCAAAAUGCAAAAAUUAAAGGAAUAUUCCAGACCAGUCAAUCUCUAUCUACCACAUCUGUAGUGUAGAGGUGAUGAAAAGAUGAAAAACACUCACUAGAAAGUCAGUUACUGAAGUCCAAGUGCCGUUGUCUAAGUGCGCAGGAGGGUUGUUACAGUUUUUUUUUUUUACAAAAAACUUAACAAAUCAUCUAAGGAUCAAUUCUCCACCCCACUAAACGAAUAAAAAAAUAAUAAAAUCACAUUGUUAUUAAGAUAAAUUACUUACAUUUCCCAGAUUCUCUUUGUGUUGAUAAUCUAUUAAACCUAUUUGUUUAUGCUGUACUUGGUAAUUCUUAGCAUUUAUCAGAUGCGUUUAUGCAAAGCAACUUACAACUGCAACCAAAGACAAUUCAAGCAGUUGGAGGAUAAGGACCUUGCUCAAGGGCUCAACAGUGGUAACCUGGCAGUGGUGGGGCUUGAACCAGCAGCCCUGAUUUCUAGUCCAAUACCAUAAUUGUGGAGCUACCACUGCUCAGUGAUAGUGGUGCUUGCUGUGUGAUAACUCUUAAAUCUUUUGAGGAUCAGUAAUGUAAAAUGUUAAAGACGGACGGACGUUGGGAGCUGCAGUUAAAUCCAUUGUAAUGAACUAAAAUUAUAUCUGAUAAGUUAACUGAUAACCUUUACGUGCUGCCUCUCAAGCAGCACAUUAACAUUCUGCAUAGUAAAGCCAUGAUACAUUAAUGGUGUACUGAUUAUACACACUUCUCAGUGUGGUACUAUGCACUUUAAGACACCUCAUGGUGAUUUACUGGCUGUUUACGCACUAAUCAAACUUACAUUUGAUCAAUACAGUGACGAACAGUAGUAGAUCUUUUCUCCUCAGUAGAUAGAAAAGUCUGUGGCUUGCAUUUCACCGAAAUAAACUCUAAUUGGUUCCCUGCCAGUCGCUUGGCUGGCUCAUUUGCAUCAAGUUGUCGGAGUAACAAAGUUAUUACUUACCUUUCCACAAAAACUCUUAAGAUACAUUUUAAGAAAUCAAUAUAACAUUGAAGGUGCUCGGGUGCUGCAGCACUCUGUUAUGCUAGACCAAGGUUCAAACCCCAGAUGGCCAGACGGGCAUCUGCACAGGAUUUACACCCUGUCCAGGGUAUUCCUUCUGCCUUUCACCUUGUGUUUUCCAUUGGAAAUAGACCCGCCACAAUUGGACCAGGAUAAAGUGUUGAUGAAAAUAAAAUGGAAAAAUGUUGUGUGGUUUAAUUUUGUUCUGAUCAACUGUGCAACCACUCUAACAAAUGUUAAAAAAUUAUUUAUACGCCGCUCAGGUGGCCCGGAGGUAAAACACGGUGGCACACCAGAGCUGACAUUCCUAACUCGUCGAUUCGAAACUCAGCUCUCUGCCAUCCGGCUGGGCGGCUACAUAAACAACGAUUGGCUUGUUGCACGUACAGGGAGGGAAAAGUCGGAUAGGGAGCUCAUAACUGAUGCAAUUACGACCUCUGCUGGCUGAUUGAUGGUGUCUGCACAGAGUUGAGGGAUAAUGUGAUCAGGGUGUGUCUCUCCGUACACAAAGCUGAUCUGCAUAUGAACUCGCCUCGUGCAAAUCAAAAGAUGCAGCUGGCUACUGUGUCGGAGGGGGACCAGUACCAGUAGAGAGGAAGCAUAACGCAAUUGGGUAAAAAUUGGAUGCUAUAGAAAUCAGGAGAAAAGGGGGAGAAAAGGCAUAAAAAACCCCCAGAAAUGUACAGUUAUUGGUCAUUCCUGAAGAUUUUGUAUAAUAGUUUUGAUUUGGACGUAUACAUAUAAAUGUAUUUCAUCACACAUUUUUCGUACUGUAUUGGCACUAAUAACAGCCACAGCUUUUCUCUCGAAUGGUUUUGAAAAUAAAUAGAAAAGUGCAAUAUUCAAUAUUUCUUACUACUGCAAACAAAUUAGAUGGAAAUAUCGGAAAAAACAAACAAACAAUGAAACUAAAUUGGUGACACAAUGUGAGAUUAAGAAAACAGGCUGGCUUCCGCCCUCAUCCUUGCUUAAUAACUAGCAUUUUAUCGUAGUAUGGUUGCUGUUUUCCUUGUAACCAUCUGAGUCUAAAUUUGACCCCAUACACCUUUUAGACAGCAAUAUAAUUUACAACUCCUGUUAUGUUUGGCUCUCUGAAUAUCGUUGUUAGUGACUUGAAUUUGAUUUUUAACAAAAUUAUCAGAGCCACUCAGGUGGCACAGCGGUAAAAUACACUAGCACACUAGAGCUGGGAUUUCGUAUACAUCGUAUCGAAUCUCAGCUCUGCCAUCCGGCUGGACUGGGCGGCUAUAUGAACAACGUUUGGCUGUUUUUAAGAGAUAAGAUAAUCCUUUAUUAGUCCCACAAUGGGACUUUAUUUAUUUGUUUAUCAAGGGAAGGUGAAGAGCCUAGUGCAGGUGAAAAGAUGCAGUCGGCUACUGGGGGCGUGUCAGUUUGCUCUCCUCAAUCGGGGCGGGGGUCAGCACCAGUAGAGAGGAAGCAUAAUGAGUAAAAAUUGGACGUGCUAAAAAUCAGAAGAAAAUGUAAGUGGUAACUGCAUAUAUGCUACAGAUGUGUUGGAUAUGGUGGACAGCCCUGUGAUAUUCUAUUUGUAAAGCUUUGCAGAGUUUGUUCUUUUUUAAAACAGCUUAAGAAUGCAUCGACUGAUGAAAUUACGAGCCAGAAAAUGACUAACAUUUAAGGAUGCUUAUAUGUUUCUGUUUUCAUUUAAGUUUUUAUUUACUAAGUGGCAAAAUGUUUAUA
This is a messenger RNA of Trichomycterus rosablanca, 6140 nucleotides long. RefSeq names its product zinc finger protein 574 (gene znf574). Bases 1 to 2874 code for a protein of 957 amino acids. Gene Ontology annotation, biological process: regulation of transcription by RNA polymerase II. The transcript has 6 exons. Gene Ontology annotation, molecular function: DNA-binding transcription factor activity, RNA polymerase II-specific; RNA polymerase II cis-regulatory region sequence-specific DNA binding. NCBI's taxonomy places the organism in Eukaryota, Metazoa, Chordata, Actinopteri, Siluriformes, Trichomycteridae. The record is from RefSeq and is a predicted model, not a curated record.